GCGGAAGUUGCGUCACUGGCAGCUAGCAGUAUUAGCUUAGCUUGUGUGUGGAGUCAUUGCAGAGAGGCUGAUAAUCUGGGAGUGUUUGCAGUGAGAAUGUCUUCAGUCCAGCUUCAAGGAGAGUUUAUCACCGAGCAGUUAACUCCUGCUGAAGAAACAUUCACGGAGUUUAAAGGGAGUUUGGUCAAUUCGGAGGAAAAGAUGGACGAUCAACAUCUACUGCUGGAUUUCACCAGGAUCCCCCAGAUCAUCUCACACCGGAUAGACCGCCUGCAGGAGGAGAGGAAUUCCAGUUUGGAUCAAAAGGAACCAGAAGCUCUGCAGAUAAAAGAAGAGCAGAAAGAACCAGAAGAUCCCUGGACUAAAGAGGAAACCAUGGAGCUCCCCAUAAGUGAGCAGGAAGAGCAGCUGGUUCUGAAGCAGGAAGCUGAAGACACAAUAGAUAAAACUUUCCCAUCUUUGAUAUGUGGAGAAAACUGUCUGAAGAAAGAAGAUUUAAUGGAUCAUAUGAGGGCUCACACAGAUCGCCUGCAGGAUUAUGUUGGAAAGGAGGAGGAUUCAUCUGACCAGCAGCUCUGUGGACAGGAGAGGAAAUUCAGUUUGGAUCAAGAGGAACCAGAACCUCUGCAGAUAAAAGAAGAGCAGAAAGAACCAGAAGAUCCCUGGACUAAAGAGGAAACCAUGGAGCUCCCCAUAAACCACCUGCAGGAUUAUAUUGGAAAAGAGGAGGAUUUCUCUGACCAGCAGCUCUGUGGACAGGAGAGGAAUUCCAGUUUGGACCAAAAGGAACCAAAAGCUCUGCAGAUAAAAGAAGAGCAGAAAAAACCAGAAGAUCCCUGGACAAAAGAGGAAACCAUGGAGCUCCCCAUUAGUGAGUAUGAAGAGCAGCUUGUUCUGAAUCAGGAAAUUGAAGAGAAACCUUCCUCCUGUUUGACACGUGAAGAAGACUGCCAAAAAAAAGAAUAUUUUAUGGUUCACACUCACACAGGUCCGAAGAUUUAUGAAUGUCUGUCCUGUGGAAAAAUGUUCAAACUGAAAUAUCAUCUUGAUAAACACAUCAGAACUCACACAGGUGAGAAGCCUUUUUCCUGUACCAUCUGUAGCAAGAAUUUUACUGACAAAAGUAGUUUGACUUCUCACACGAGAAUUCACACAGGUGAGAAACCUUUUGAAUGUCUGUACUGUCGAAAAAGCUUCACACAGAAAUCUAAUCUCGACAAACACAUCAGAAUUCACACAGGGGAGAAGCCCUUUAAAUGUCUGUCCUGCGGAAAACGCUUCAUUCAGAAAUCUAAUCUUGACAAACACGUCAGAAUUCACACAGGUGAGAAACCCUUUGAAUGUCUGUCCUGUGGGAAAAGCUUCAACUUUAAGUCUGAUCUUAAUAAUCACAUCAGAAUUCACACAGGUGAGAAGCCUUUUUCCUGUACCAUUUGUAACAAGAACUUCAAUGACAGGAGUGGUUUGACUAAACACGUGAGAAUUCACAAUGGGGAGAAGCCUUUUUCCUGUACCUUUUGUAACAAGAAUUUUAAUGACAAGAGUAAUUUGACUAAACACAUGCGAAUUCACACAGGGGAGAAAUCUUUUUCCUGUACCAUUUGUAACAAGAAUUUUAAAGACAAGAGUUAUUUUACCUAUCACAUGAGAAUCCACAAAGGUGAGAAACCUUUUCUAUGUCUGUCCUGUGGAAAAUGCUUCACUCAGAAAUCUAGUGUUGAUAAACACAUCAGAAUUCACACAGGUGAGAAGCCCUUUCAAUGUCUGUCCUGUGGAAAACGCUUCACUCAGAAAUCUAAUCUUGAUAAACACAUGAGACUUCAUACAGACGAGAAGCAUUUUGAAUGUCCGACCUGUGGAAAAAGCUUCACCUCCAAGUCUGAUCUGAAUAAUCACAUCAGAAUUCACACAGGAGACAACCCUUUUUCCUGCAACACUUGUAACAAGAAUUUUACUGACAAAACUAGUUUGACUAAACACAUUAGAAUUCACGCGGUUGCUAAAUCUUUUUCCUGUACCUUUUGUAACAAGAAAUUUAAAGAUGAGAGUAAUUUGACCUAUCACACGAGAAUUCACAAAGGUGAGAAACCUUUUGAAUGUCUGUCCUGUAGAAAAAGCUUCACUCAGAAGUCUAAUCUUGAUAGACACAUGAGAAUUCACACAGGAGAGAAACCUUUCUCCUGCACGAUUUGUAGCAAGAAUUUUACCGACCAGAGUAAUUUGACUUCUCACAAGAGAAUUCACAAAGCAGAGAAACCCUUUGAAUGUCUGUCCUGUAGAAAAAGCUUCACUCAGAAAUCUAAUCUUGAAAGGCACAUCAGAAUUCACAUAGGUGAGAAGGCUUUUGAAUGUCUGUCAUGUAGAAAAAGCUUCACUCAGAAAACUCAUCUCGAUAGACACAUGAGAAUUCACACAGGAGAGAAGCCUUUUUCCAGUACCAUUUGUGAGAAGGAUUUUACUGACGAGAGUAGUUUGACUUCUCACACGAGAAUUCACACUGCUGAGAAGCUGAAUGAUUUGUGACAAAGGGUUUAAACGAGAAGCUUAUAGAUAUGCAGGAUUUUGAAUGAUUUAUAUAUUUAUAA
Messenger RNA from Cyprinodon variegatus (sheepshead minnow), 2585 nucleotides. RefSeq names its product gastrula zinc finger protein XlCGF57.1-like. Gene Ontology annotation, biological process: regulation of transcription by RNA polymerase II. Gene Ontology annotation, cellular component: nucleus. The coding region runs from base 97 to 2523 and encodes 808 amino acids. The transcript is spliced from 5 exons. Gene Ontology annotation, molecular function: DNA-binding transcription activator activity, RNA polymerase II-specific; RNA polymerase II cis-regulatory region sequence-specific DNA binding. Lineage: Eukaryota; Metazoa; Chordata; Actinopteri; Cyprinodontiformes; Cyprinodontidae. The record is from RefSeq and is a predicted model, not a curated record.